ACCUCUAGCAUAUGAUCAAGGGCUGCAUCCAGUUGCGCCGGUUUCCAGACAUCAACAACACCAUUACAAAUCCUUUCGUCGGCGAUGCUACUCGUCCUGUCACGCUUCGCCGCGCUCCCCCUCUUUCUGCUCUGCGCGACCACCCCCAGCAUUCUUCACGCUGCUGCGUACCCUAGGCCCACCUUCAUUGGCAUCCUCUCGGCCCUCUCACGGUACGGCAAUGGCACUGAGCGUUGCUGGUGGGUCAUGUGGCGGUGCCAGGUCGGGCUGCACGUCAUGGAGGUACAGGACGACGCGCUGUUCCCUCUGCUACACUUCGUGGCCGAUGACCUGGCGACAAACACCAAGGCGCGCUCGAGCUCGGCGGCAUGAACACGCAGGACCCUGAUGUGCGGCAUACGAAGCAGACGAGCGCACGGUCGACAAUGUGGUGCUGGGAGAGCGCAACGCCUGGCCGGUCGAGGUGGGCUUCCUUCCAACGCUCAAACGCUCAAGACUAACUUACGCGCUCCCAAGCGCCAAUUGAGCGCCCAAUGCACGAAGUGCGGAGAGUUUGGGAAGUGGGUUCUUACUCGAAAGAGUCGUUGCGUCUUACAUUCUAGUCCAAAUUUCCCGUCAUCUCGCCAUCAGAACACGAUAGACGUGAAAUAUUCCGGGCGGUGAGGUGAGCAAUAUCGGGAAGGUGUCAUCGGU
Phanerochaete carnosa HHB-10118-sp is the source of this 693-nucleotide messenger RNA. RefSeq lists its product as uncharacterized. The record is from RefSeq and is a predicted model, not a curated record. The transcript has a single exon. Bases 85 to 372 code for a protein of 95 amino acids. NCBI's taxonomy places the organism in Eukaryota, Fungi, Basidiomycota, Agaricomycetes, Polyporales, Phanerochaetaceae.